Molecule: messenger RNA, 337 nt
Organism: Staurois parvus
Lineage: Eukaryota; Metazoa; Chordata; Amphibia; Anura; Ranidae
Source: the annotation of a GenBank genome assembly
GGAGAAACAGUAGACGAUAUUUCAAGUGAUUCUGUAUGGAACUUUCAUGUGUGGAAUGACGUGUGGAUGAAAAGACCUGACCUACCUAAUGGAUAUGAUGGCUGGCAGGCAAUUGAUGCCACCCCACACAGAGAAAAGUCAAGGUGUCUUCCAGUGUGGUCCUUGUUCUCUGAAGGCCAUUAAAGAGGGAGUUGUGUAUCUGCCUUUUGAUGGCAAAUUUUUGUUUGCUGAAGUUAAUGCAGACAAGAUUCAAUGGCUGGUGACCUGCAUAGAUGGUGAGGAGGAAUUCACCAAGAUCAAGGAAGAGCAGAGGAGCAUUGGGAAAUUCAUCAGUACU